GAGUAACUCGUACAAAAAAAGCUUAGCCAAUGAUGAGUAGCCUUAUGAUAAUUUGUUUACAUUCCCCAAUAUCAUUGCACAGAGCUAUUAACGCUAAUGAAGUUUCGACUCUUUGAAGACAGUUGAAUAUUAAGAAAUUAAUUUGCGUAACGUAGUUCUAUCUGUUCACCCGUUGGGUGAACAAGAAAACACUUGUUGCUUCACUAAUUCAUGCCACUUUUGUGUUAUUCUUACCAACACGAUUUGUUGGCUUAACCAUUUCUCCUAUCCAAUGUGUAUGACUAUUUGAUUUUUAUUUUAGUAUCUACGUACUUCUAUGAAAGAGUAUCAAUCAAUUAUUUCUUUAUUCCCGUAUAACACAUAUAAUUGUGCGCAGGAUUUUUGUUAAGGAUGGAGGAAUAACAGAAUAACGCAAUAGUGAUAUUAACCAGGAAAAAAACCGAGCCUUUAAUUCGAAUUUAUUUUAGUUAAUUUUAGACGCAUUGAUAUUUCUUGAAUUUUUGACUGAUGGUGAAUCGUUAAGUAUUGUGACUCUCAAUACCCAUGCGUAUGUAUGCGAGUCAAUUGAAAGUUUUGAUAACUAAUAUUUUUUGUGAGCGUCUUUCAAAGCUAAGCUACACAUUCCUUUCAUUUGUAAAAGUUUCUAACAGUAGGUACCUACUAACACUGAAUAAACCUUAUUUUCACCGAAAAUGUACUCAAAAUUAAAUUGCAAUCUCGAAACCAACCGACCGGUAAAUUAUGUUUGCGACUAGCUCACAGCGGCAAUGGGCUCGUACGUUUGCCUGCAUCAAGAGCGCCCACGACAACGCCUAUCGGAUUAUCGAGCGAGCUAUCAAGUUUGAGGAACACGAACGGCCGGACAUGGCACUCACCAGCUACAAGGAGGGUAUCAGAGCGAUUGACGAAGCCCUCGCGAUUCCGGUGGAAAUUUCCGAAGACUUUCAGAAGGAUGAGAGCUGGCAGUCGGCGGUACGAAUGAUUCAUAAGAUGAAAUGCACUCGGGGGGAAGUGCUGCAGCGUGUCGGACAGCUUGCCAGCAAAAUAGACCAGCGGGAUGCAGCAAACGACAAAAAUGGUAUGGAGUCCAUCACGACCGAAGGUCAAGUGUUAAGACCAAGAACGUACACCGAAUUGGCGCAGGCGCUGCGUGAUAUGCAGAGUGGUGGGGACGAAGUUGGAGAAACGAGUAGUUUGGAACUGUUAUUUUCAUGCGACGGGGUGAAGAUGUACUACAUAGAACCGGAUGGUGUAGUUUCGAGGGCACUGGAGGACUCAACACUGCGUAUCAUCAGGAUUGAAAAAGAUGACAUCCGGAAGCUAGAAAGUACUGUUUUCGUACAGGUUAUACCGACUGUAGCUUGUGCACGGAUUGAAAACGCUGAAGAACCGCUUUUGGAACGAGGAGUUGAAGCCAGAGAGGGGCUUGUCGUUGUAAGUGAGAUAGAAGAACACCGCGAAGUCGAUCCGUCGUUUAUCUAUCCGUUGAUUCCCGGGGUGUCACCGUGCUACCGUACGGAAUACGGAGCUUUUAUUAUACCAGAUUUAACAAGCGAGAAUGGUCGCACAAUUGGACUUAUAAUUCCACCUGACGCCGAUGAUGUAGUGCUGGAGAUUUUCGUGGCUUUUCUCCAUGGCAUUGUAACUCAAGGUGGAGGUUUUCAGUUCGGUGCUCCAAGACCUAGGCGUAGCACCAGCGCAAACGUAUCGGCCAACAUUAUCAAGGGUGCUUUCUACGUCUCGAAAGGUUUGAUAAAAGGUGCGGAAAAAACCGGCGAAUUCAUUGCCUACAGCACACCGUAUAUCAUAUCCAAAAUUCGAAAAACUCCCGACGAAGCACCUGCCCAAGUGCCUGGUAAUGUAAAAACGGGAAUAGAAAUCGCUAAAUCCGUCAGUGGAACGGCAGCAAAUGUAACAAGCUACGUGGCAGGAAAAGUGGGUACAGCUACCAUGGCAUUGGGACGCUUUCUAGCCCCUCACAUCCAGAAGCACGGUUCAAAUCUACUGUCCUAUAGCACUGGCAUGAGCGCCGAAGAUGCUUCAGAUAAAGUCCAGGGAGCACUAACCGUGUGUGCUGGUGCCGUGGAAGGUUUUGGAACAGUUUAUGAUGGGUUGGAAAAAUCCGCCUCUAUUUUGGGGGCAAGCCUAAGCAACAGUACCGUUCAAAUUGUGCAGCACAAAUAUGGUUCGGAGGCGGGUCAGGUCGUAGGAAGUUCAUUGGACACAGUCGGUAAUGUCAUAAACGUGAGCCACAACAUGAAUUAUAUAACGCCGAAAGGAAUUGCCAAACGGACGGCAAAAAAUGCCGGCAAAGCACUGGUUGCCGGCUACAGACCACCGAUACCAGAAGUGGAUCUGAUCGCUGGGGAAGGUUCUUCGAGCGGCCACAUAAUGGAACCACAGCAGCGGGUAGUGCCUGCCGCCGUUCUCUAUCCAGAUCUGUCCGGAUUAGCUGAGGAAGUACGGAAAUAAGUUUAAGAAGAUAUGAAUAAGGAAUAACAAUGACACAAAGUUGAUAUUUGCACUCGAUUGUAACACUGAUAUAAUAUGGUUCCCACGCUUAGCGUUUGUUUAUACAAAAAUUUUGAUACAUUUUAUGACUAGAAGCAUUGUAGUUAUUACUCCUGCACCUGUGACGGUUUUUGUUAGCUUUAAACAUAUAACAACCAAAAAUAUUUUGUGGUAGUUUAGAACAACGAUAUAAAUUUUUAAUAGCAUUAAAGCAAUUGUCUUAGUGGGGAGAACUAUGUCUCAUUUUGUUAAAAUAGGCAGACAAAUACUCUUGAGUCUUGACAAAGCGAAAUAUUUACAAACCAAAAGAAAUCUCAACUUCUGAUAUUUAAAGGCAAAACAAAUAACUCCUGAAAUUUGCAAUCUCAAAUGUGACUAUAGAAGUAUCGUAAUAAAUCUAUUUACUAUUCA
Messenger RNA from Wyeomyia smithii (pitcher-plant mosquito), 2922 nucleotides. Its product is annotated as protein spartin. Gene Ontology annotation, cellular component: plasma membrane. Bases 742 to 2472 code for a protein of 576 amino acids. Gene Ontology annotation, biological process: negative regulation of BMP signaling pathway; cell division. Lineage: Eukaryota; Metazoa; Arthropoda; Insecta; Diptera; Culicidae. The record is from RefSeq and is a predicted model, not a curated record. The transcript is spliced from 2 exons.